CUUGCUGAAGACCAAUCAGCACAGGUGCUCUGUAGUACAUAGCAACCCACCAUGGUUACAGUGUGUGUCAACAUGUGUAGUUACUAUGGUGGAGGAAAUAAAAGACCACCAAGCUCCACCCCAAAGCCAGUCAGCGCCGGGCGACAUCAAGCAAGAGAAAGACAAGGACAAUGCAGGCGAUACUCCUAGUGACUGUCUUCUCCUGUCUUCUUGGGGCUGCAAACGGAGCUGCGGCCGCACUCAAUGCCGCAUGCACUACUACGGAUGGCUGCACUGAUACCAACGCCGAAUGUUCAGAUGCAAAGUGUGUCUGCAAAACUGGAUUCACUGAGGAUAGUGGAAGUUGCGCUGCCAUCCCCCAAGGGAAAGUAAACGCAGCCUGUGACACAACAACAAAGAAAUGUACAGGAACUAAUGUGGACUGUACAGGCGGGUUCUGUACUUGUAAGGCAGGUUCUUCUGGCAGCAAAGGCGCCGAUGAUUGUACUAUUACACCAGGAACCGCUGGUGGGGCUUGUUUAGCAUCAAGUCCUGCCUGCACUGGCGACACUUUAGUAUGUGAGACAGAUGUGUGUAAGAAGAAAGGUGGACAGACCUGCUCUGCUACCACUGAGUGUGUUUCAUCGUCUACCUGCUCCACCACGUGCACGUGUAAUGAUGGCUACAAUACAGGGUCGACUGGCGAGUGUACUAUCAUCGCCGAAGGGAAAGUAAACGCAGCGUGUGAUGCAACUAGGAAUUGUACAGGAGUGAACGAUGCCUGUACAAACGGGUUUUGCAAGUGUAAGACAGGUUUUUCUGGCAACAAAGGCGACAAUGAUUGUAGCGGAGUUGCUCCCCAGUACGUGUCCUCCUGGCUCCUCACCAUCAGUAUUAUCUUGUGUUUGGUGACUUUGAGUCUGCCAUAACACAACCUUUGACCUUCCACUCAGACCUAACACCCAAAAAUGAACUUUGCUCUAUCGACUUCUGAGACUGUAAUUUUUUUUUAUAAAUUUGAUGAAACGUCUUUUAAGACGAACUGAGAAAAUAGUAGGACAAUCGAAAACUACAUGCCAAGAAUGCAAACUUUCAAAAAGAUAUUUCUAAUUGUAUUCAUAGGAAAGCGAAGGAAAAGAAAGAUUCAAAGCAUAGAGAUGGUGUAGUGGAGAAGCCAAGCAAUUGCAAAGACAUUUACCAGCAUAAAUACAAAUACAAAAAGAAAACAAGGUAAAAAAAAAGCCAGUUAGACCUUAUUGUUUUCUAGUAUAAAAUGAUGACGAAUGGUGUAAAAUUUGCUCUAAAGUAAACGCUAUUAUUUAACCUGGUAUUAUAUAUAUAAGAUUGUUAAUGUUAAUGUACACCGUCGAAGGUUUUCCAUUUUUAUUGUGCACAUUUUUUCUUCUCUUUUGAUUGUCUUUGAUGGUUAACUUAAAUCCAUAGGGUGACAAUUACAAUUACAAGAUAUAAGGUCGCGUGUUUUGAGUAAAACAGAUUUCCUACCAAUUACUCGAAGAAGAAAAAUUCUUUUAUGGAGGCUCUAAGUGAGGGGCACUUUCGUCUUACAUUUUCUUCUUUUUUCUCUCUCACACCCUCUUCUUCGUUGUUCCCCUCCCUCUCUUUCUCUCUCUCUUCCUCUCUUGCAUCUUCACUGUAUGAACCAGAUGUUAUCGUCUGGUGAAAGUUAGGGGCCUCCAUUGAAAAGAAUUUUGUUGUUACCUAUGGUUUGAAUUUAUAUUUCCGUAGAAGCUCUUUCACACAUUUCAGUCCUUCACGUCUUCUUUUCUUAAUUUUGACUUUCAAUAGAUGAUAUUUACAGUAUGAUGUCUGUACUCUAAACGUGUGUUUCUUUCUAUUGCUCUCAGUGAAUGCAAAAUCACAUU
Molecule: messenger RNA, 1862 nt
Organism: Pomacea canaliculata
Lineage: Eukaryota; Metazoa; Mollusca; Gastropoda; Architaenioglossa; Ampullariidae
Product: cell death abnormality protein 1-like
Exons: 7
Coding region: 171-908 (245 amino acids)
Source: RefSeq, a predicted model, not a curated record